AGUUUGGCUUCAUAUGCUUACCGGCUGUGAACGAGAGCACAUGGAACAAGUCAGACUGGUGCAGCCCCAAGGAAGGGGGUUGGGACCCUCUGAGUCUAUAAGAAAGUGAAGAUAUUUAACAAUGUAGGUCAGCACCGUGAGAAUGUUUAGUUUAGCUUAUGCUGAAAAUGCCGCAAUGUAGGUCAACUGAAAAAGAAUUCACGUCGUAAAGAAUCAGCCAUGAAAUGCCUUUAAAUUUAGGGCUACAAUAUACAUGAAAUAAAAGCUCCAUAUAAAUUAAAAAUUACCAGCCAACUACUUUUUGGGAAAAGAGUUGCACACCCUAACAGCAGCGAGAGCCAAACCAUGGCUUAAACAGAACGACAUGGAUUUCUUCAGGAACCCUUUGGGGUUAAUAUUCAUUUAUCUGUUUGACUUGAAAAUGGGAUGCGCCAUCAGUAUCGUCUGUGAGGGGGUGCUAGAGGUGGAUGCCAGCUCCGUGGUCCCGAUGGGAUCGAACCUGAAAGUGCUCUGCCGGGCCCCGAACCGGCACUGCGGCCGCCGUUUCUCUAUCUACCUUAAUGGGAAAGCGCAGAAACCUUUGCGGAAGCUCAACUGCUCCACCGUGUGGCUGAAUCUGACCAACGUCAACACACCGAAGCUUGAGCUGAUAUGCAAAACCAGCCAGCACCAGAGCGAAUGGGUCAUCUGUGGCCAGAACCUGCAUUCCGGGUAUGCUCCAGACAAACCGACGAAAUUCAGAUGUUUCGCUCCAAGGGAUUCAGAGCACGUGGAGUGCUUCUGGGACAGAGGAAAGGAGACUCACAUUCCCACCAACUUCAGCGUCACAUUUGCAGACAAAAAUGGGGCCAACAUAUUUCUUGAAUGGAAAUACAACACAUCUUCUCUCAAAGUGCCCUGGUCCAUUUUUGACACGAACGUUGAGUGCAUGGUGAAUGUGAAAGCCCAGAAUGCUCUUGGAGAAUCUGUUUCUGAUAUGUUCCUGCUGUCCGCCAAAGAUGUAGAAAUACCCUACACACCAAAAAUCAUCAGCAUAAUGUUCAAGAAUGAUUCAACGCUGGCCAUGUUGACCUGGCAGAGUGCAGAAUCUAAGGUUCUGAAACCUAAAGUGAGGAUUAAAUCGCCCAGAAAUGGCUCAGAUUUCAGGUAUGAGCCCGAAUGCUCAGAGCUCGGCAAGGAGGUUCUGCUGGAAGGCUUUCAGCCUCUGACCUGGUAUGAGUUUCAGCUCCAAGUCUGCACUUCAGAAGGAAUUCUCAAAUGCAGCCUGUGGAGUCCACCGGUAUCAACAAUGAGCCCAGGAAUAGCACCAAAGCAAAAACUAGACGUGUGGAGAAUAUUUGGAGAUUCUGAAGCAAAUGGAGCGAGAAAUGUGACCGUUUUGUGGAAGCCCUUAAGUACUGAAGAUUACAGUGGUGCUGUCUUAGGUUACGAGGUCACAUACGAACAUACAUACGGCAGGAUGGACAUCGUCUCCUGUGCAGCUGAUGUCACGCACUGCACACUGCAGCUCCCACAGGGCGUGAAGGCCCUGCACAUCAGCGCCAUCACAUCUUCUGGAAACUCAGCGCCUGCGGGUAUAACCCUCACACACCCAGGCUUGCCUUCUCCUCGGGUGAUGCGUCUGGAUCCUGCGGGUGAAGACCGCAUGUUCUUGAUGUGGGAGGUCUAUAUUACCCGGAACAGCUCAUUGGUCUGCUAUGUUGUCCAAUGGCAGAGCAGCUCCGUGGAUGUACAGUGGAGGCGGAUACCUCCUGAAAACAACUUCACAUACAUCGAAGGUUUAAAGCCAGGGAUCCAAUUCAACGUGUCCCUGUAUGCAGUGACUCUGCAUGGUUCCUCUGAUCCAGCUACUACCCAGGCGUACUCUAAAGAGGAGGCGCCACUUUCUGGACCCAAGGUGUCGAUCCAAACUUCCGAAGAGACUCGUAUCCUCAUCCAGUGGGAGGCUCUUGAACUCUGCCAACGGCGAGGUUUCAUUACCAGCUACAACUUAUACAUGAGGAAAUGUGACACUGGGAAGCACCUUCAAAAUGUCACUCUGGCAGCCCCAGAAUCAGGAGAGAUGUGGCUUGACACUGCGACCACCAGCUUCAGCCUUCACAUCUCAGCUUCCAACUCAGCAGGAGAAGGUCCACAGGGGGAAGGGAUCAACUGCUGGUUCCUACCCUCCCCAGAAGCUCAGCUUGGAGGUGAUCCAGGUGUUAAGAUCAGCAUCGCAGUGAUGAUUCCUGCACUGAUUGUACUGAAUUUCAUGUACUGGAAAUGUACUAGGAUUAAAAAAACAUGCAUAACUUUGGGACCUCAGUGGCUGUUCGCAACAUUUCCCAGAGUUGAAAACAGCAGUGUGACUGUAUUACUGCAGGAGAGUGAGAGAAGUGAUUCCAGUUUUACCUGGCAAUCAGUAUACCGGGACCCCCCCCUCACUUCCAUGGAGGAAAUGCCAGCAGAGGAGGACCCCACCCCGGACGAAAGGGCAGUACGGACCAACCCACUUCUGGAAGAGGACUCUGGAUAUAAGCCCCAGAUCUCACCACUGGCUCUAGAAGAGUUCUCGGAAGAGGAGGACAGCCUCAGCCAGGAAGGAGCAGCCUGCGGCCUGGAGGGGUCCGAGUUCUCGAGACGUUGGCCCUGGGACGUUGACCCAGAUAAAUGUGGGCCGGGACCGGGCACCUGCAUCAGGCCGAUAUACAGGCUGCAGGUUAAUAGGGCCCCGAGGGACCGCGAGGAAGGGUACCAGGACCAAACGCUGCUGCCGGACGACUUGGUCAGCUGUCUGAUUGGACUGUCCCUAGAGCCAGUGCAGGACGCUACGUACUUCUCACAGAAGGAUCUGAGGCCACAGAGCAGUGAGUCAUCAUCCAGACCCGACAACGAGAGACCUGGAAAAAGUGGGCAGAUUUUGCACCAGGACCGAAAAUGAUUCAAUUUUGUCCACUGUUUUUUAGCAUUACUUAUAUUUCAAAUGAGAUACAACAAUAUAUAUAUAUAUAUAUAUAUAUAUAUAUA
This is a messenger RNA of Brienomyrus brachyistius, 3006 nucleotides long. It is a transcript of the gene il23r, whose product is annotated as interleukin 23 receptor. Gene Ontology annotation, cellular component: external side of plasma membrane; signaling receptor complex. The record is from RefSeq and is a predicted model, not a curated record. Gene Ontology annotation, biological process: cytokine-mediated signaling pathway. Lineage: Eukaryota; Metazoa; Chordata; Actinopteri; Osteoglossiformes; Mormyridae. Gene Ontology annotation, molecular function: cytokine binding; cytokine receptor activity. The transcript has 17 exons. The coding region runs from base 365 to 2920 and encodes 851 amino acids.